Molecule: messenger RNA, 484 nt
Organism: Staurois parvus
Lineage: Eukaryota; Metazoa; Chordata; Amphibia; Anura; Ranidae
Source: the annotation of a GenBank genome assembly
AUGUGCCACUUUCAGGUCUCCUCACACUGCUGGUGUGUUCCAUUUUUUGUCAUAGGGUGCUGGCAGAUUACGGGCCUCCCAUAGCUGCUGCCAGGCCCCUAAUCUGCCAUGGGCCCCUAUACCGCCUCCUCAUGCUGCUGCCAGGUCCAGAGUCUCUCAUGGGUCCCUGUACGGCCUCCCAUUGCUGCUGUCUCCAUCGCCACACUCUGCCAUGUGCCACUUUCAGGUCUCCUCACACUGCUGGUGGGUUCCAUUUUUUGUCAUAGGGUGCUGUAUGGCCUCCCAUUGCUGCUGCCUCCACCGCCACACUGUGGCUCCACACUCUGGUUUUGGCCCCGUGACUGCCCAAAUGAGUGAAGUGUGCGGUGAUUCUAAGAUCGACGGCACUCAUCUGCAUGUCAUACUGACUGACAGUAUUAUUUCUCUUCCCCAGCAGACUCCAAGGGCAUUUAAAUUAAAGGUACAGUGUUCUGCACUAAUAUUA